AUGGGCGGCGAGGCUUCAACAAAGGGGGACGUGUACAGCUAUGGAAUAUUAUUAUUGGAGAUGUUGUUGGGGAAGAGACCCAUUGAUAAAAUGUUUAAAGAUGGUCUCAAUCUCCACAAUUUUGCUAAGAUGGCACUACCACAAAGACUUGUUCAGACUGUAGACCAAAUCCUUCUACCAAGAGAAGUUGAAGAAAUGCCCGCAACAACAACAAUAGCAAGAGUUGAUAAUAAUGAAAAUGAAUUUGAAGCAGAUGAAGAAAUUCAUGGUAUUGUGAACCGACUGCAAGAUCUUCUUAGCAAUAACUCGUUGACAGGGAGAAUUCCAGGCAAAUUGACCAACUGUCCUGAACUCAGGGUCACUGAUUUCACUAGGAAUAAACUUUCUGGGAAUAUUCCUGUUGAGCUAGGCUCUUUGAAGAAGCUUGUGAUGCUUCAAAUUGGUGGAAAUAAUUUGACAGGAGACAACAUAGGACUUGCUCUCCCUAAUCUCAAAUAUUUGUCCAUCUGUACUAAUAAGUUCUUUGGUCCAAUCCCCGUUUCACUAUCCAAUGCUUCUCAACUUGAAAUACUUGCUCUCUCCGGAAACAAUUUUGUGGGACAAGUUCCAACCGACCUGGGAAAUCUGCAACACCUCUGGUGGCUAGGUGUUGGACGAAAUAAUCCCGGAAGUAAUUCAGCUAAGGACUUGGAUUUCUUAACAUCUGUGAAAAACUGCACCAAACUGGAAAUGCUUGAUUUUUCUAAUAACAAUUUUGGGGGUAGUUUACCCAACUCUAUAGAAAAUUUGUCCAUGCAACUCCGUGCACUAUAUCUUGAUGGAAAUAAACUAUCUGGAAUUAUUCCUGAGGCAUUAGAGAAUCUCAUCAACUUAACUUCCUUAAACACGGCACGUAACCUGUUCACAGGCGGCAUUCCCAGUCAUUUUACGAAGUUUCAAAAGCUGGAAGGAUUGGCUUUGAAUGGAAACAGAUUGUCAGGACCUUUACCAUCCUCUAUAGGUAACCUCACGCAAUUGGUCAAAAUUUACCUAUCACAGAACUAUUUGGAAGGACACAUUCCAUCCAGUUUUGGGAACUGCAAAUAUUUGCAGUACUUAUACAUUUCAGAAAAUAACCUUAGUGGAGCCAUACCCAAAAUCAGUCUCCCCCAAUUACUAGUACUCAACUUAUCACAGAACUCAUAA
Molecule: messenger RNA, 1185 nt
Organism: Quercus lobata
Lineage: Eukaryota; Viridiplantae; Streptophyta; Magnoliopsida; Fagales; Fagaceae
Product: putative receptor-like protein kinase At3g47110
Exons: 3
Coding region: 1-1185 (394 amino acids)
Molecular function (GO): protein binding
Source: RefSeq, a predicted model, not a curated record